Molecule: messenger RNA, 15802 nt
Organism: Podarcis lilfordi (Lilford's wall lizard)
Lineage: Eukaryota; Metazoa; Chordata; Lepidosauria; Squamata; Lacertidae
Source: the annotation of a GenBank genome assembly
ACCCACCUUGUGAGGUAGCAGUGGCAGCCAGCAGCAGAGGAGGGACCCGGAGGAAGCCUCUGCAGCAGAGAUGGGCAGCAGCUCCCUUUGGGACUUGGUGAGUGAGGUUCGAGGGGUUGGCUGGCUUGGUGGCUAGGGAAACCCAGCCAGAUGGGCGGGGUAUAAAUAAGAAAUUUAUUUUUUUAUUAUUGGUUUAUUCAUGUUCCACCUUUAAUCAACACUCACUGGAGCAGGGUCCAUUCUAAGAUCUUUCGGAUCACACACAAGUUCUCUAGUUUGUUCAUUUUUGAAGGUACCUGGAGCACAGAUGUGUGCACUCAAAUAUAUUUUGCCCAUCUUGGGGAGAAAUGUGUCUAAUGUCAGAAUAGGACCUUCUGGCAAGCUAGGGGUGAGUCUGCCCCCCACUUCCCUCAUUCUUAAGGCACCUGUUUUGAUCACUUUUGUGAAAGACCUGGGGGUGCACCAAGCCCUCCCACCAUGACGUUUCCAUCACAGGACAACUUUGUAAAAAGCACAACUCCGCAGAUUAUGGGUGAGGACAAAGUCAAAAGGCUGUUUUCCCAGUUCUCAGUAGAUCAUCUUUCUGUCUCCAUUCCAAAUGCAUCACAUGAUAAACCGGAGUUUAGAAUGAAUUCUCACCUAGAUAUUUGCUCUCUUUCACCUUCCCAUUUAAUGUGGCAAAUCAUGGGCUGUCAAGAUUGCGCUGCAAAGCCCUUCCUUGCACUGGGUGAGUCACCCCACUCCACCCCAAUCCCCAUCCCCACCCCCCACAGUUUAUGCUCGGGUCUGGUUUAUUUUUCUGCCCUGAUGAGUGUUGAGGAUGGGUGUCUGUGUCUCCCCAGGUUCAGCACCCAAGGCUGCUCCUCAUGAUGCUCGUCCUAGGAAUUGGUGGGUCCCUCCAGGCUGGCUUUCAAGGGUCCAUGAUCACCUACACCUCUGUGGUAAGCAGCAAAGGGGAAACCUCUUCCGGUGGUUGGUGGAAGCUGCAAUAGAGGCUCCCCCAGAAUUGCUCCUCCAAGGUGCUGCCUUUGCCAGUCUCCCAAAAAACAGACACAGUAAAGGGUAAAGGGACCCCUGACCAUUAGGUCCAGUCGUGACCGACUCUGGGGUUGCAGCGCUCAUCUUGCUUUAUUGGCCAAGGGAGCCGGCGUACAGCUUCCGGGUCAUGUGCCCAGCAUGACUAAGCCGCUUCUGGUGAACCAGAGCAGCUCACAGAAACAACGUUUACCUUCCCGCCAGAGCAGUACCUAUUUAUCUACUUGCACUUGGACAUGCUUUCGAACUGCUAGGUUGGCAGGAGCAGGGACCGAGCAAUGGGAGUUCACCCCGCCGCGAGGAUUCGAACCACCGACCUAGGCUCUGUGACAAGUCCUAGGCUCUGUGGUUUAACCCCCAGCGCCACCCGCGUCCCAUAAAAAACACAGAUAUUCUCAUACACACACACACACACACACACACACUUAUUGAUUUUUUAACAUAUCAUUUCCUUUUUUUUAUAAGAUAUUUAUUAAGAUUUUCAGAGUAUUACAAAAUAAAAAAAGAAAAAAGAAAAAUGCAAAAUAAAAAUGGUUAAAAACAAUUCAUUCUUUCCAUUACUUAUCCUUCUUUUGCUUAUUUCCCAGACCUCCUCACGCCUCCCUUUUUUGUAUUCCAGUUCAAUUUGUUAGUUCAGCAAAUCCCUCCCCUCUUUGUAUAUCCUAGUCGUUAAUCAUAAAGUAUUGUAAUUUUAAGUUUUUACCUAUUAAUAAUCCAUUUUUUCAUAUUCCCUUGUAACAUUUCAGCUAAAGACCACUUAGUUUCUAUCCAACAUCAUUCUAGCAUUCAUUAAUUUUGCAAUAUUUCUGUAAAUAGUCUUUAAACUUUUCCCAGUCUUCUUCCAUCGACUCUUCUCCCUGGUCUCGGAUUCUGCCAGUCAUUUCCUAUAUCAUUUCCAACAAUCAUUUAACAUAAAUUCUUAUCUUAUACAAUAUUUUAGACUUCCAUCAACAACCUCUGAAGAUUUUUCAUUCUUUAUCACUUAUUCUGCAUUUCUUAAUUUCUCUAUUACUUUUAAUUAUCAUUAACUUAUAGUUCUCGUCAUAGUCUUCCUUGCAAUAUUUCACAUAAUCCUCCUUAUAGAAAUUCUUGCAGACCUACUAGCAUAAUCUGUUUGUUACAAUUGCUCAGACACAAAUAUUCUUACUCCAGACCAGUGGGUCUCCAGUUGGUUUUGGACUACAAUUACCAUCAUCCCUGGCCACCGGUCCUGCUAGUUAGGGAUGAUGGGAAUUGUAGUCCAAAAACAGCUAGUGACCCAAGUUUGGGAAACUCUCCUCCAUACCCUGAAGAGGAGCGUGAAAGGAGGGCAGAGAAUGGGCCCCAGGUAGUCCUACACCAGCUUUGGUCAAGCACCACAAUGAACAAAUCCGUUUGGCUGCUGGAGUUGACCUUUCCCUCCAUGCAAUGACUAGAUGUGUGAUCUUAUAUUAUUGCAGGCCAUACUUUCCCCAUUUGCUUCUUGUUCAGCUCCCCCCACCUCCCAAACUACUGGCUUUUCACAGCAUCCUCUGGUUAACGGGGUUUCCUCUUUUUGCAGCACGUGAAAACGUUCAUCAAUGAGAGCUGGCUGGAGCGGUCCGGGAUGCCCGUCCACCCUGAAAGCCUCACAUUGUUCUGGGCCUCGAUUGUGUCCAUCUUUUCCCUAGGGGGCCUGCUGGGCACUAUGGCCAGCGGGUACUUCACAACAAAGUUCGGGAAGUAGGUAUAAGUGUGAAACAAGCUGCUCCUGGAAAGACAGUUCGAGCCACAAAAUGGUGUGCUGGGAAUGAGCUGGCCAGGGCUCUGCUGGGAAAAGGAUUGGGCCUUGAAGGCUCCAGAGUCAAGGUCCAAAGCGCAUCCCAGUUGUCAGCUGACCAGAGGUGGGCUGUCCUGGUCAGAAUGUUCUUGCAACUGGUGGCCAGGACAGGAAUUCUUCAUGCUGAAAAAGUAAAGGGAAAUUCCAGCAAAGCACCUGUGUGCAUCGUAGUUGCAGAACACCUGAGUCGUACUUUAGGGGUUGGUGAAACCGGGCCCCGCUGGGGGUGCAAGCCCAGGGGAGCUGCAAAAGUCACCAGGCAGACUAUGGAGUGCAUGAUGUAUAUUAGGGUUGCCAUAUUUCAAAAUGUGAAAAUCCGGACGCAAAGUUGUUGAGCCUUUGUUUGUUUGUUUUAGUUUUGCAAAAUCUCAAAAAAUAAAUAAAUUUGAGCUACGUUUAAGGAAUUUCACCAAAAUCUACACUUCCAACAUUGGUUGCCAUAUGUCUGGAUUUUCCUGGACAUAGCAGCAUUUUCCGCCCAGACACUGUUUCUGACAGCUGAAUUCCGCAAUGGAUGUGUAUGUUGUGCAGCUGCUGUUCUGGUGAGAUCUAACACAGGAGAAGCCACCUGUCCUUCUCUCAUUGUGGCACAAAGGCGUGCAAUUUUUUCUGCUCUUCUUGUGUUGUGCUCUAUAUAUGGUAUGCUUAGUGUUAAGGUUUAGACUUAUUGUGAAGGAAUGGGUUUCCCAAACCCCAAAACUGACUGUGCCGGCAGUUUUUAAACUGCACCAAAAUCCCCAUUUCUCCUUAGCUAAAAUGCAUAAACUUUAGGCGCUGAGCAAAUGCAAAACAAGAACACAGCUCUCUCCCUUAUCAGUUUGACGGCAAGACUGGCCUUGACUUUACCAGUAGAACAGACACAGACAUAUCUUAUGUCCUGACCACAAAUGACACAGAGACCCAAGUCUGGGACUAACGCCAGAGCAUGUUCUCGGAAGUAGUGACCUCUUGCUCCAAGAUAGGAGUAGGAUCAGGAAUAUCCUUUUAUGGUCAGAAGUACAGGAAGGAAGAUCCUUUUAUGGUUGAGAGUACCAGAGCAGGAACAUAUGUGAUGUCAACCUGUGUACGUACGCCGACGUGGUUGGGCUCCUAGGGGAGGAGUGAGAGGGUGCCUGGAGGAUAUAUAAACUGCAUGAAACCUGUCAUUUCUUUGGACUUGCUGUGGACUUGAUCACGCAAGUGCCUUCUGCUAUCCGGAGAGCAGAAUAAACUCUUUCUUUGAACCAACUCGGUGUCAUUUUGACUUCCUUCCUCCUGUCCCAGAGCAACGCAGACCCAAUCGGUGAACUCCAAUUUGGGAAACCCAUUCCUUCAUUUGUAAGUUUAAGUUAAGUCUGCUGAAACUGGAUUUCUUAUGGACAGUGCCAAUCCUGAACUUACUGGAUUUGUGACCAUUAUGUUCAUUUGCCUUCAGUAGCAGUAAAGCUCUGCUGGAUGAAAUUUUCAUCGCCUCUGGUCUAUUUUGGGGGAAUCCCACAAAGUGUUUAAGUUUUGGUUUGUUUUCUAAAAAAAAAAAAUUGGUUUUCACAGCAUUAUAAACAAACAAACACAUAAGACAAACAAACCUAAAUCAUAGCCUUAUUGAAAAUUACAUUUAUUAACAUUGUUAAGUGACUUCCUCGCUUUCCCUUGGUUUAAUUUCAUUGCAUAUCCUUUUAACGGUUUUCCAAAUCACAGUUCUUAUAAAAUUUAACUUAAACAUUAACAUCCUUAGAUCUUCACAUUAUGAAAUUAAACAUAUUAAUUCAACACUUAAUAUAAACAAAAUCCUAAGCCAAUUAAGUAUCUGCAAGCUGUUUUCAGUUAAUUUAGCUUAACAUGUUUAACUAAGUAAUUAUUAAAUUUAAUCCACUCUUCCUGCUACUCCUCCUCCUUCUGGUCGCAGACUCUUCUGGUUAGGUCAGCUAGCUCCGAAAAAUCCAUCAUCCAUCAUCUGCUAUUCUUCUGCUGUUGGUAAUUCUUGGGUUUUCCACUUUUUAGCUAACAGAAUACGCACAGCAGUUGUUUAAGUUUUUACUCUGCUCACUAUACGUUGGAAUCUGCUCUGGAUCAAUAGUGAGUAGAAUUCCAUGACACCGCUGCCACUCACGGCUUCCUCCAUCCUUGCGCCAACAGAAAGAAAUGCCUCUUGGGCACCAACCUCAUCAUGCUGUCGGGGGCUGUCAUCAUGGGCUUCAGCAAGGUGGCCAACUCCUUUGAGCUGAUCCUGGCAGGUCGCUUCCUGUGUGGCAUCAGCACCAGUAAGUGCUGUCCUCCUUCCAGCUGCUCUGGACUCACUGGCAGGGCCGGGUUCCUCUGAGCUACCACCUGAGUGAAGAACUGUGGGAAAAGUGGACCAGCCUGCUCCCAAGUCUCGGUCCCUUGCUUCAGCGCAACCCCUGGAACUGCAGCCUCUUCCGCUCCACUUCCAGGUCCCCACACAGGUGGCACUGUGAUCUAAACCACUGAGCAUCUUGGGCUUGCCAAUCAGAAGGUCGGUGGUUCGAAUCCCCACCACGGAGUGAGCUCCCGUUGCUCUGUCCCAGCUCCUGCCAACCUAGCAGUUCAAAAGCAUGCCAGUGCAAGUACAGUGGUACCUCGGGUUAAGAACUUAAUUCAUUCUGGAGGUCUGUUCUUAACCUGAAGCACCACUUUAGCUAAUGGGGCCUCCUGCUGCCGCUGCAUCGCCACUGCAUGAUUUCUGUUCUCAUCCUGAAGCAAAGUUCUUAACCCGAGGUAAUUUUUCUGGGUUAGCAGAGUCUGUAACCUGAAACGUAUGUAACCUGAAGCGUAUGUAACCCAAGGUACCACUGUAGAUAAAUAGGUGUUGCUGUGGUGGGAAGGUAAACGGUAUUUCCGUUCUGGCAUGUUUCUGUCAUGGUGUCCCAUUGUGCCAGAAGUGGUUUAGUCUUGUUGGCCACAUGACCCGGAAAGCUGUCUGUGGACAAACGCCGGCUCCCUCGGCCUGAAAGCGAGAUGAACGCCGCAACCCCAUAGUCGCCUGUGACUGGACUUAACCAUCCAGGGGUCCUUUUACUCCACUUGCCCCCAGUUUCUCCUCGUCCUGCCCCAGGGUGCCAAUCAUGGCCAGCUUUGCCAGGGAUAGGUUUGAUCAGCAGGAAUUCCACAUGGGAAAGGGCGUUGCUCAGUGGUAGUGUCCCUGCCUUGUUUGCAAAAGUUCAAUCCCCCAGCGUCAUCUCCAGGUAAUUUGAGUUUUGCAUCCUGCUUUUCCAUCAACAGACGUUGAGCUCCAAGCGGCUCAACAAUACUUUCAACAGCAUUAAAAGCAACAAGCAUCGCCGUCACCAUAAUAUCAAACCCAGCAAUGUGUAAAUAAAACCAACAGCAGCAGCAAAAAAUCAAUCGGAACGAUUGAUGCAAUUCAGUGAAGCCAUCGCAAUUCAAAAUGUCCGAAACCCUGGAGAGAGCACUGCCAGUCAGGGUAGACAGUAUUGAACUAGGUGGACUGACUGCCUGGUUUGGUAUAAGGCAGCUUCUUCUGGACAACUUCUCCCAAAUGUUUUGGGGGUCCUGCGAUGCUAAGAGAUUCGUCCUCUCUCUGCCUUCACGUCCAGGUAUCUGUGUCCUUCUCCACCCUCAGUAUGUCGGGGAAAUUUCCCCCAAGAAGCUCCGUGGAUUUGCAAAUUCAACUGCCUCCAUCUUCUGGAGCCUGGGGAAAGUCCUGGGUCAGGUGAUGGGGCAAAGGUAGGAUCCUGCUUAUCUACCUGUUCGGGUGCUUCCUAUCCCAACCCCACAACAAAGUAUCUCUCUCUCUCUCUCUCUGAGAGGGGUCUUCUGAGAACCCUGCCCCAACCUCAGAUGACAGCCAGCACAUGCUAGUUCAAUCACCAGCCCGCAUUGGCUAGCGCCAGUGCCACAUGCACUCCUGGUUUUAAACCACUCCAGGUUUUGCUGCUCCUUUGUACUGGCACACAAAGCCCCUCCUGGCUUUCUGAAGGGAUGGAUGUCUUCUGGUUUGCUUUUCCCAGAGAGUUCCUAGGAAACGCUUCGCUGUGGCCUCUGCUGCUGGCCUCCCACGGCGUGACUGCCUUGCUCCAGCUGCUGACUCUGCCCUUCUUCCCCGAGUCCCCACCUCACCUGUUCCUGAGCAAAGGGGAUGAGGAAGGAUGCCGAAAAGGUAACUGGGUGCUCUCUAAGCAGCUAGAAAUGGUUAAAUUACAGAAUAGCCUCCCUCAAGCAUACUUGGGUACAAGGAACUUCACGGGUUUCGAAAGAGAUCUUCAUCCCAUUGACUGUAUUUAAUUAUGUUAUCUGGCAUGUUGGCUGUGCCACAUGAUAGUCAGAUGCUGGGGGGGGGGGGGGAGUUGAGUCACAGACACUCCCCCCCCCCGCCACUGCCCUUGGAGAUAAUUGAGGAGUGGGUUUUCCCUUCAUUUUCAGGGUGUGUACAACUUACAUGUGGCUGCAAAACAUGUUUUCUGAGUCAGAUUGCCUCCACAUCCCUGUUCCUUAACUUUAUUUUAUUUGCCUUCUCCUGCGGGAUGUAGCAUAGUAAUAAUAAUAAUAAUAAUAAUAAUAAUAAUAGUUAUUUAUACCCCAUCCAUCUGGCCUUGGCGGCUCCCAACAGAAUAUUAAAAACACAAUAAAACACUAAACAUUAAAAACUUCCCUAAACAGGGCUGCCUUCAGAUGUCCUCUAAAAGCCAGAUCGUUUUUUAUUUCCUUGACAUCUGGUAGGAGGGCGUUCCACAGGGCCACUACUGAAAAGGCCCUCUGCCUGGUUCCCUGUAACUUGGCUUCUCAUAGCGAGGGAACCGCCAGCAGGCCCUUGGCGCUGGACCUCAGUGUCCGGGCUGAACGAUGGGGGUGGAGACGCUCCUUCAGUUGUAGCUAGAGCCUUUCCCCGUGUGUCGCCUGGCUCCCACACAGUGGGAAGAAUGGUGUGAGGGCCUCUGUUUUCUCUGCCUUCACAGCCAUGAAGACCCUCUGGGGACGAGGGCCUCACCAGGUGGAGCUGGACGACCUGAGGAAGCAGCAGUCUGCCUUGUGGAGCACCAAGAGUGUCUUGGAAGUGAUGAAGGAUCCGGCCCUGCGCCGGCAGCUGUACAUCCUUUUCCUGUUGGCUGUGACCCUACAGCUGACUGGCAUCCACACAGUUAAGUUUCACAUGCAUGUUGUUGUGUGGAAGAACGAGCUCAGAGAAAGGGAGCUGGGGGGGGGGAUCCAAAUAUUUAAAUUGAGAUAUUUCUCCCCAAUGAGAUGAGCUGCUUCAGAUUAAGGGCUCAUCCACACGUACCUUUCCUCUGUACUUUCCAGGCACAGGAUUGGGCUUUUUAGGAUUGGGUUCGACUGGGGUGUUCAUUUUUUCCCUGGUGCUUCCCCCCAGGAAAACCUGUGUUUUACCACUGAACAGGGUAAAGGUAAAGGGACCCCUGACCAUUAGGUCCAGUCGCUGAGGACUCUGGGGUUGUGGCGCUCAUCUCGCUUUAUUGGCCGAGGGAGCCAGCGUACAGCUUCCGGGUCAUGUGGCCAGCAUGACUAAGCCGCUUCUGGCGAACCAGAGCAGCGCACGGAAACACUGUUUACCUUCCCGCCUAUUUAUCUACUUGCACUUUGACGUGCUUUCGAACUGCUAGGUUGGCAGGAGCAGGGACCAAGCAACGGGAGCUCACCCUGUCACAGGGAUUCGAACUGCCGACCUUCUGAUUGGCAAGUCCUAGGCUCUGUGGUUUAACCCACAGCGCCACAGGAGCAAACAGCAAUUUGCCGAAACCCUAUGUUCAUUUGCUCCAAUUCAGUGGUAAAAUGAGGGGAUUUUUGGAAGGGAAAGCGCAGGGACCAAAUUCCCACUCAGACACAGACCUGCCCCUAGAAACGUGACUUCAAAAGGAGGUGCCUUCUGAUAACUUUUGCCCACUGAUUACUUAUCAACAUUUACCCCUUCUCCACUCUUUCCAAACACGGUCCUCAAUUUAAACCUCUGUGUCUAAGUGCACUUUUAUUCUUCCAGGGCUCCCCCCCCCAAAAAAACCCCCCCGAUCUUUAAAGCUCAAUUGCAGCAAACAUCAACCCAUGGAAAACACAAAUUAAUGUUUGAUCCGAUUCAGCUUUAAAUAGUGGAUUUUCACUAUUUAAAGUUUGGGCUAAUGCGAACCUCUGGGUAAGGCAAAAGCUAUGUGUGGAUAAGCCCUAGCAGCUAUUUGAUAAAGCCCAGGGCUGGAUCUACACACAAGGGGAGAACGCUAUAAAUAAGUCAGAAAUUAAAUCAUUACAGCAGAACCUCAGUUUUCAAAUGUCUCGGCUGCCGAACGAUUCGGAAGCUGAAUGCCGAAAACCUAGAAGUGAAUGCUUCCGUUUUCGAACACGCCUCAGAAGUCGAAUGGCUUCCUCGGCACGUUUUUCCAUUUUCCACCAUUCAUUUUGCCAACAGCCCUUUGAUUUUCGGUUUUCGAACAUUUCUGAAGUCAAACAGACUUCCGGAACGGAUUGUGUUCGAAAACUGAGGUUCCACUGUAUAACAAAGGGGGGGGGGAAACAGUAUGGAAAAUCGCAAAUAAUUUUUUUGCUCUCUUCUCUAUUGUCACCUGGUGUUGUGUGUUUAUUAUUAUAACGCAUUCAAAAUGCUGUUUUUGAACUAAUGAAGCUGAGCCCCAGGUUAGCUCCUCCUCAACUGUUCAUUUUCUCUCUGCAGAAGUCCUGCUUUCUCCCAAAACUUGUCCCAAACACCGUCACUUGAUUGACAAAUUAACUUCCCUUCCUACAGGAGUGAGGAUGAGGCCAGAGGUGUCCAGGGACCACCACUGACCCUCCUCCUUCCCUCCCCAGAAGGCUUUCUACAGGUAGAGUUGGUUCCCCUGAUGGGCCCCCUUCUCAAUGUGUUCCCCCCUCUCCAGAUUUACAGCUACACAUUUGAAGUCCUGCAGACGGUUGGUUUCGACGACGACCACAUCCCGGCCUUGUCUUUGGGGAUCAGCCUCAGUGAGCUCCUCUCUGCUGUCUUCUGUGUGAGUGAGGGUUCUUGGGGAGAGCCGCCCCCUUUGGAACCCCAGGCAUGGGGGCGGGGUGAACCUGGCCCCCCAGGUCUCUCAACCUGGCCCUCAGGAAUAUGCAUGUCGCAGGGAAUUGCAUUGUGGGGAAACUGACAUCAGACCUAGGCCGACCAAGUCCAGAUGUGGAGCCCACUCCUGCCACGCCUCUCCCAAAAAGCCCUUCAGGGGGGUAGUGGUAGACGUGGCGGGCCCUGGCAAUUGCCCACAUUUGCCCCCUGUUGACCCGAGCCGGGGUUUGGUGGAGCACCCCGCAGCCACUGCAGAGCCCUCUGUCCUUUCUGUCCCCAGAGUGUCGUCAUUGAGCGUUUUGGAAGAAGAGUACUGCUCUGGGGAGGUUAUGGACUGAUGGCCACAGUGCUUGCUGCUGUCACGCUGACCAUCUCCUUGCAGGUAAGAAGCCAAAAAAAAUAAUAAUAAUGGGGGUUAGGGUGUUUCCCUGACAGCCCCUCACCUAAGAUGUGGCCAGCGGUCGGUCUCUGACCAAACUAGGCUGCAAGUGACCCCAGCGCCUGGCUCAGAGUCGGGGAGGGUGAGGCUGGGACUGCUGUAAGAACUAGGUUGGUAGCCGGGAGCCCACAGGAUCUGAGCCCAGAGAUUGGUGGUCAGGAGCCCAGAUACCUUACGAAAAGCCAGAUUCACCAAGGGUGUGUUUGUGUGUGUAUCAAGCAUCUCAGCUGCACCUAAGGAAAGGAGAGAGGCCCACACAGCCCUGCAAUCUGCGCCCAUAGCUGUCAACCGUCCCUUAUUUGGUGGGAAAGUCCCUUAUCCCAGCGCCAUGUCCCGCUGCUGUCCCUUAUUGAUGAUGUCCCUUAAAUUUCCCGGGUUUCAAAGGAAGCAGCUCCUCUCCCUCCCUCCCUGCCGGCCAGGGAGGAGGGAGGCUCCAACUGUCUUGCUUGGCUGCGUUGCUCACCCAAUAAGGAGUCUAAGAACAACUGGGGGUGGAGCUUGCAUGCCUUGUGCCGAUCAAAUCGGCCGCGUAGCCUGGGGACUCGCCUCUGCUCAGCGCUUCCCAGUGGAGAGGUGACGGUGGUUUUCCUUGCUGCAUCCCCUUUGCCGGGUUGCUGCGCUGUGGGAACCACCGCUUGAGGCUUCGUUUGGCUGCUGGCUGGGCUUUCUGCCUUUGGCUCCGAAGUCGAACAUACCUGUGUUCGGAAAAUCCCUUAUUUUGGCUGCUGAUCCCUUAUUUUCGAGGCUGCUGGUCCCUUAUUUUCAAAUCUGUAAGUUGACAGCUAUGCCUGCGCCCAGGGGGAACCUCAGCUCUCACGAAUGAAAACAUGCUUUCAUUUCAGCAUUCCUUCUCCUGGAUGCCCUACUGCAGCCUUGCCCUGAUAUUCUGCUUUGUGAUCUGUUUUGGAGCCGGCCCAGGUCAGUGAUGGGGCACUUGUUCAUAUCGAUAGGCAGUUUUCCCACUCAAAGCUCUCAAAAUGAGGCACUCAUCCCUCGAGAAACUUGUGGAGUACAAACUGACUGAUUAACUUUAAAAAAAAAUAAUCGGUCUGCUCUUUGAUUUCAUUAGAUAGCAUGGCAGUAGGGAGACAAAUAAGCAAAGUGCCCUAAAAGAUUAUCCAAAUCUGGCUUCACUUGCAGUUUUAGGGCAUCGAGCCAAUCAAGGUUUCAGAAAUUCUUGGUGAAGCACAAGACUAUUUCUCAGGGAACUGCACAUUUCACACCAUAAAGGUGUCUGUAAAAACCUCCCUAAAAAUAUUGCAUUCCUUCUAUAUCUAAUGGUGAGCUGCCAAUUCAUCCUAAACAUUUAACUUCACAUUCUGCAGCUUAUUAUUGUUAUCACUAUCACCUAGCUUUAGUGUUGUUUUAAAUUAGCUGUGCAGUCAUGAGAUUUGUCCAGAAUCUAUUGAUCUUCUCAUAGACUGUAAUAUAUUGUGGGUUGUCCCUUUGCACUAGUCCCUUUGCAUUGCAGCAAACAGAUUGUAUCCAGGUGGUUCUCCUUUGGCUUUACUGCUGCUCAACAGACUGAUUGCACUCAGCAGUGAUUGGGGGACAAGGGAGGGGGGAAAAAAGAAAGAAAGAAAGAAAGAAAGAAAGAAAGAAGCCAACAGCAUGCUGAGGCUCCCUAGGCUGCCUGAGUGGGCCUAGAAAAUUGGGGAGGAGGUCCAAUCCUGGCUGCAGCUGCGCCUUUGCACGGGAAGCUGAGUGAGUUCCGGUGGAGCAUCCAGUGCAGUGCAGGAUCAGCCUCUCCAGUUGCAGAGCUGGGAACUUUGCCCCUGGGUUCCUUUGGCUAUGGGUCCUGGUGCAUGGGGGCUUCCCUACAGCUCAGCCACAGCCCACCAAACACGGGGACCUUUCCCCACCUGAGUGUCACUUCAGGGAAUCGGAUCCCUCCCCCAGUGGCAGUAAAUAAGCAGAUCAAACGAAAGGAACGUUCUUACCGGUUAGUUUCUUUAAUAAUCACAGCAAGGUACAAAGGAAUACAUAUCUCUCUAGAAAUGGUGUUGCUCCCAGUUAAGGUUUACCUCUUCCGUCCCCAUAAAUCUACAUCAUUCCUACGUCUGGUAAUCUGAGCUUGUUGCCGCUGCGCUUUCUGUUCUAUCACUCUCAAAGCCUGACUAGUCUUAGGCAAGGGGGGGUCAGGAAUGCUUUCCAAGGACACUGAAUCUGCCAGCUGUCUCUCUCCUGGUGUUUGCUCUUCUAGCUGCUCCUCAUCCAGAAUUUCCCAGCUUUUCUUCUCUGGACGAUGUCCCUCUGAAAACCACUGUUCUAAAUCAAUACUGUCUUCCUCCCGCCGGGAAGGUUCAGGAGAAGGGGCGGCGGCUCCCACUAUUCCUCCUCAGUCCAACCCCUGACAUUGAGGUGGGGAGGCAAAAGGAGGUUCACCCCAACUCCCCUUUGGCACAAGAGCCUCCCCCAUCCGCAAGUGUGUCCCCCACAUUCCCCCUGGAGGCAACACGGUCAUGAAAAAAAGGUGGCUCCUGAUGUAGAGCUCAGUCAGUAGAGCAUGAGGCUCUUAAUUUCAAGGUUUGAGCCCCAAGUUGGGCAAAAGAUUCCUGCACUGCAGGGGGUUGGAAAAGAUGACACUUGUGGUCCCAAUUCUACGAUUCUAUGAAAAAGGCUGGAAUCUGGAGCUCAGCAGCUGUAACCUCAGGAAGACAGAAGCCCACGCUUGGAGGGCAGGGCUUGGGGGUCGUGCCAGCUGAAGAGCCACCCACUGCCGGUCUCACCCCACUCCCCCACCCCCAGUUCCCCUCACUCCCCCCCCCCAGGUCCAACACCUUCAUCUCCAUCACCAACAACAGGGCCAUAUUUUCACUUGCCACGUUCUGGGUGCCACGAAGAGUACAGCGUCUGUUCCAAGCCACUUGGCCACUGCUGGGGCAUCGGAGACGGUGAGAGAGGCUCCCUCGGGUGCUCUUUGCAGCAUCAUUUCCUAGCCUAGUGGUGGCAGCAGGAGCAGCCCUGACCUUUGGUUCCUCCCUCCGCAGCCGGGGCCGGGGCGUCUGUGAGGAUGGAGAUCUUCGACCAGUCCUCCAGGUCGUCUUCCUACGUGAUCAGUGGAGUCUUAAACUGGAUCGGAUUCUUCUCGAUAGGAAUGGUGUUCCCAUUUGUCGUGGUAAGCGAGACUUCUCCUGAUGGUUCCAUUCCCCUCCCCUGUCACAUUCCAAAAGCAAGGAAGGAUUGGACCCUGAUUAAUAAAAUACACACGAGGCUUGACCAGCAAGACUCUGGGAGGAGGUGCCAAUAAUAAUCUGUCACACCUUGGCCCAGGCCCCUUUUAUUAACAAAAGAACUUAAAAUUCAGUGCUUGUAAGAACCAGAUGUCCUCUGAGCAUUUCAAAAACAUCCCCACGUGGGACAAAGUCAGAUCAGAGAAAUCCUUGUAACUACAAAGAAACUAUUUCCUACUUGAGCAUGCAUACAUAGUUCAAAGUAAAUAAAAUAGGAAUCAAGGAAGAAUGCUUUUAGCAAACGCCGGAGGUCAUAAACAGCAGUAAACAGGAGAGGAAGGAUGGUAGUAUUUACCAUCUCCUUGUGAACUCUUUUCCUGGCCCUUAAGAUCUACCUUAAGGGGACGCGGGUGGCGCUGUGGGUUAAACCACAGAGCCUAGGACUUGCCGAUCAGGAGGUUGGCGGUUCGAAUCCCCGUGACGGGGUGAGCUCCUGUUGUUUGGUCCCAGCUCCUGCCAACCUAGCAGUUUGAAAGCACGUCAAAGUGCAAGUAGAUAAAUAGGUACCGCUCCGGUGGGAAGGUAAACUGCGUUUCCGUGCACUGCUCUGUUUCGCCAGAAGCGGCUUAGUCAUGCUGGCCACAUGACCCGGAAGCUGUACACCGGCUCCCUCAGCCAAUAAAGCGAGAUGAGCGCUGCAACCCCAGAGUCGGUCACGACUGGACCUAAUGGUCAAGGGUCCCUUUACCUUUUAAGAUCUACCUAAAGAUUAACAAAAGCUACAUCAAAGCUACCUACUAUCUCUUAUGGCCCAGGAUGCCUGGUGAAGAACUGGUCUGUGUUUUUAGAAUGCCUAUACAUGCCUGUCAGGCGUAGCGAAAGAAAAUGGCAGAGGUGCAGAGGCUUGUUGGAUUCGAUCAUAAAUCAUGUCAAAUGACUCAAGCCCAGUCAAUGCAACGCUUUCAUUGCAGACACAAUGGCUUGCUCCAUAUUUUCAUAAUUCCUCAUAGCAAUCCCAGCUGACCCCCACACUCCCUGCCCCAGUAUCCUGCUUCCGCUGCGGGAAGGUGGCUGGGCUGCAUCAAUUUGCCGAAAGAGGUUUGCAGGGUGGUGCGAAGUUGUCAUUGCAAAGGCAGGGGUCUGUAUGGAGGUCACACAAGAAGCAAAGUGUUAAGUUGUGGGUGAACAUAUCAGACGGCACAGUGAUUCUUCAAACAGCUCUUGUUUAUUCACAGACCAGGACAGAACUGAACUGAAGGGUUCAGUCAGCCUGCUUAUAUAGAGCUCCAGUACAACGUAACUGUAGCAACUUUCUAAAACUAUCCAAUCACUGAACAUCACUUUCGAUCCCUUAUUUGCCUAACUAUCUACAGUAUCCCCCUGCUGGCCCAGGGUGAGAACUUCAGUACAUAACACAAAGUAUCCCUGGAAGGAACCGAUCCAGGCUUGCCUUAUAAUUCUGUGGGGUCGGGGUGUGUCUGUUUUCCCCCUCCCUCCCUCUCCAGGAACGCAUUCAUCAGUUCAGCUUCCUCAUCUUCAUGGGCACUCUCUAUGUUUCCGCAAUCGUUAUUUACUUCAUCCUGCCGGAGACCAAGGGGAAAUCGAUCCUAGAAAUCCGAGAAGAGUUUGAUAAACUCAAUUUUAAGAAGAAGCAGGCUCUCGGCUCAGAAACGAGCUUCGCAGGGGACCCUGUGCUCUGCACCAAGCUAUGAUGGAGCUCUUGGGGAUAAGGAGGUCAGAAGAACUCUGCAGGUGAAUCAGGCCCACUUAGCCCCAGCUUCCUGCUCCUAGUCUAGAUGCCCACAACCAGGGCCUGAGUCCAUCUGCCUUGCCCUCUGGUGCUCCCCAGGCACUGGCUUUCCCUUCAGAGGCAAACUGCCCUUGUGCCUGCUUAGAAGCAAAGCCUCAAAAAUGUGUGGGGAGAGAUUCAUAAUUAUGAACAAUAGCGGAACAAAAACCGAUCACUGACACCAGUGAGACUGAGAGUCGUGACAGGCGGAGCCUUGCCAGGAAUGGCCCCUGGCUUAGGAGUCUGCUCCUCCUCCUCCUCUAAGCUGCUUUUGGCUCAGCUGUGGGAUUCAGAAAGCAGGUGACUAUGCUGCCGUUUCAAAUUGGUUUGGGGCCAGUUGGUUUUAUUGCAGGUUUCUAGCUGGUUGGCAAAGAUCCUGAUCCAUUUCAUUAGCUGGAUAUUUUAAAAGAUGCGUUGCUCCGUUUUCCUGACUUUUGUGAUAUGUUGUAACUGUUAUUCUAUCAUGCUUCGGAAGGGGUUGUACUGUGCUUGGAAGGACAAUGUCCUAGAAAGCAAUUUAGAGAACUCUUGAGGGGAAAUAAACAACCAAACAAAUAAACCAGCUCCAGAU